AUGUCUGAGUUCGACACGUCAAUCAGGGAUAGCACCAUAGAGGAGGAUGCCUCUAACAAGUACUGCAGCACCUCACUCUCCUUAUUCAUGCAGAAACUCAGCGACUACCUUGGCCCGAGGAGACGCACUUCGUCAUCGAGCUGCGCUUCUGCGAUUUGCGCUCCCGGUACUAACACCAGCCAGGAAGACCUUAGCCAAGCUAUUGUGGACCAGACCCCCCACCAUACCAUGGUCACUCACUUACUAACUACAGAUGGCAGAGUCGUCUACGCACCCUAUAGGAACAGCGGUUCACGGCCUGUGAUUGAGGAACUCGCCGAGCGUAUCGGAUACGCUCGCACGGCUCACGCUGGAAUCCAGCGGCUGGAUACGGCAUGGAUACGUACACAUUUUAACAGCCUCAACUACGGUAAGUCUCCCAUCCAGGAUUGA
Messenger RNA from Perkinsus marinus ATCC 50983, 432 nucleotides. RefSeq lists its product as hypothetical. The transcript is spliced from 2 exons. The record is from RefSeq and is a predicted model, not a curated record. The coding region runs from base 1 to 432 and encodes 143 amino acids. Lineage: Eukaryota; Perkinsozoa; Perkinsida; Perkinsidae.